AUGGUCAAGGAGGCAAAUGUGCCCUUUGGGCCUCGGAGAGGAAUUAGAGGCGGGCGGCGACAGGGAAAAAAGAGUCGGGCUCCGAGGAUCGGAGGGAGGUCCUCACGCCGGCGGAGGGUCAGCGCGUCGCGUCCCCGCUGGGGCGCCCCGUCGCCGCCCUCCCUUCUCCCCGCCGAGCGUGGACUCGCCAACGCCCGCGCCCACGAGCCCGGCCUCCCCUUCCUACCUGCCAGGCACGCGGACUCGGCCCGCCCCCAGCGGCUCACCGCGGACCCGGUCGGCGGGGAGCCCACCCUCUUGGAGGAUCCCAGCCCGCGCCCUCUACACGGUGACAGGCGACAGGCGACGCGUGAUCCCGCCCCCACGCCACGCCUCUUUUGUCCAGUCCGCGCCCCGCCUCCCGCUGGCGUGUUCCACCCACAAGAGCGUCGCCGGCGCGAGAGCGUCGCUGGCGCAGGCGCACUUUGUCGGCAACUCCGAGGCGCUGCGGUUUUGCACGGCGGAGCUCAGAUCCUGGGGCAACGUGAUUUAUUUGGUAAAGGAACGCAAGAUCUGAAGACCUGCAUUUUUAAGGUCAUCUGCACCUGGGAAGAGAUGGUCAACGUCUUGAAAGGAGUGCUGAUAGAAUGCGACCCUGCCAUGAAGCAGUUUCUGCUGCACUUGGAUGAGUCAAAUGCCCUGGGGAAGAAGUUCAUCAUCCAAGACAUCGAUGACACUCAUGUCUUCGUAAUAGCCGAGUUGGUUAAUGUCCUCCAGGAGCGAGUAGGUGAAUUAAUGGACCAGAAUGCUUUCUCUCUCACCCAAAAGUGAGAAUAUUAGAUAAUGACCUCUUAGGAAUCAUAAAUAACAAACAUGAGAAAAUAUCACCAUUCAAUAUCCUAUGUGACUGAUGAGAGAAUUGCUAAGGAGCAUGCUAAAGGAAAAACUGAUGUCAUUUGUUCAGAAAAAAGCCCCUGCACUGAUUUUCUUGUUCCUCUUUUUUCAGUACAUGUACCCUAGAAUUUUUAAAAAAAGCUCUAACCGUUGGCUGUAGUUUGGCUUUCACUAUCCUUUAUUAAAAUAUAAAUGUAAGUGGUUUUCUUAUUUAAUACAGUAAGAAUGUAAUAGAAUAUGCUUUUAAAUUGUUCAAUGCCUCUAACCUAGGUAUUUAUUUUGCUUGUUCCUGUUAAUAAUUGUGCUUGUAAUGUGGGUGUGGUUUGUUUUGUUUCUAUUAGAAACUUCACAGAUUUACUGUCCCGGAAACUAUGCCAAGGUUGGAGCUUUGGUAACAUUUAUAUCUUGCAAAUGAUAUACAUGCCAGCCAGCUCCACUGGUGAAGAAGAUGGGGAAGAGAACUAUCUAACAUUAAUGUGAACUACAGUUUACAUUUCUCUAAAAGUACAACUUCUUCAAAAGUGCAAAGGGUUAGAAACAACCAGUUGGGAAGGUACAUGCUGCUUUGCAGCCUUACAUUUUCAUGUUCACACUUUGUUGUCACCAUUGUCCCUCCAGGACAAGUGUUCUUUUGUUAGGAAAUCAGUUUCACUUGUGCCUAAUUCCCUGUGAGAAUCCCUGUUUAAAUUUAGCUAAAAAAGGAAAGACAGGACCAAUAGAUAGAACAGAUAGAAACAACAAAGUCAGUCUGGCAGGAAGUGAUAUGAUUAGGCUAAAAUAUAUCGCCUAUAGCUCUGUGACUGAUUGGAGGCAGAAACAGUAACACCAGUAAGGGCUUUGCUUCCCUUUCUGAAGCUGGUGUUGCCAGGAUGGGUUCUCCUGAUGAAAAUUUUGCCAAAGAGACAACUGUCAUGAUGUUACGUGGAAUUGUAUCAAAUCCAGGUUACUUGGCUUCUUACAGUUUUUUUUUUUUUUGCAAUUUUUUUUUAAGGUAUUACUGAUGUAAACUCUUAUGAAAGUUUCACGUGAAAAACAAUGUAGUUACUACAUUCACCCAUAUUAUUGUGUCGUUCACACCCCCAUACCCCAUUGCAGUCACUGUUUCUAUGGUAUAUUUAUUCACAGCACCCAGGUACCAUUUCACUCACUUAUACAUGCAUUGUUAAAGCUGGAAAUUUCCAAAAUUAGGUGCAUAUAUUUACCUUGAUUCCCACCAUAUAAGUCAGUCCACACAAUUUUGGUUACCAUAUAACAAUACAAAUAAUUGUUACUGAUACCUACAGUACUCAAUUUGUUGAAUAGGAAAAUAACAUUUCCUUAGAAUUUGCAGCCAUGCUGAAGUGUUACUAAAUCUUGUAUUUCAGUCAUCCCCCAGUAAGGUUUUUGGGUGUGUAUAAUACUGCUAAAUCAAGAAGAGAAGUUGAGUUUCUCAUUCAGAAAAACAGCAGACAGGACUGUGAGAUAGGGGUAAACAAAAUUCAUUUAGUGCCAUGAAAAAUUCACAGAAAUCUUGAUGAACUUCUCAUAGGACAUGGAAUGGAGGAGCUAUUUGGUCUUAUGAAACACAUUAAACUAUGUGGUAUUUGCAGCUACAAUUUACAAUUCAUCUUGCAAGUGUUAGUGGGAGCUACCUUAUUUAAAAGUAAAUGUUCUGUGAAUGUUUAAACCUUUAACUAUGGCUAUACUGGGUGACUGGUUCAAAAGCUUCUCUGGAAAAUUUCCAGAAUAAACUAUUUUUGUCAUGAUUUAAGCAGAUAUGCUGUUGAGGACUGCCUCUGUGCUGGGCCUUCUCAAACUUCAGUGUGCCAUCUGGCAAUCUUGUUAAAAUGCAAAUUCUCCUUGAGCAGAUCUGGGCUGAGGCCUGACAUUCUGCAUUUCUAGCAGGCUCCCAAGUGAUGUCUGCACUGCUGUUUGGCAGGUUGCACUUUGAACACCAAAGCUAGCAUAAUAAUUGAGGGCCCAGAACUGGCUGGGGAGAAACCUCAGUCCUUAGCAAUUUCUCCUAAACUAUUUUAUUGUUUAUUUUAUUUUAUAAUCUUGUGGACAUUGCUAAGGAACUAAUUAGUUGACUGCUCCUAGGAACUAUAUAGGUCCUAGAAAAUGCAUUUCAGUGUGUUAAUUUAGCCAUGGGCUUUUAAUUUCAUAUCUUGCCUUUUCCUUCAUUCCAAAUUCCUCAUUAUGUUUAUUCUUUGUGUGAAAACAUCUAACCACACAUAAAUUGAGUCACAUAACAUCUGUACCACUCAGUAUGAACAUUUGUAUUUGUUUCUGAUUAUUUUUUUGAAAUGAAACAAUUUUUAGAAUUAAGUUACCUUUGUGUUCUUCCUUGCCCACAGACCUUUUUUUUUUAACUCUACUGAUCCAAGUAUUACCGUGACGUUGAUGUAUCAUCAUCCACAUUUUUUUAUUUAUGUUAGUACAUAUCCAUAAAAGAUACAUAGUAUUGUGUGUUUUUAAAUAUAAAUGAUACAUAAGUGGUAUCUUUAUGUAAACUAUCAUUCUAUAAUUCUUUUCACGCUAUUUUUGAGAUCUAUCCAUGUUACACAUGUAGUUCAUUCAUUAUAGCUUUUAUUUACUUUGAAUGUACAUGUCUAUUCCUUUUUGACAUUUAAGUGGUUUGCAAUUGUUAGGAACAGUACUGCGGCAAACACCUUUAUCUAAAUCUGCACUGGUACAGGUGUUCCUCUCAGUUAUUUCCCAGAAAUGGAGUUACUGGAUCACAGGUCAGGCACAUUUUCAACUUCAAGAAAUCUUGUCAGAUUAUUCUCCAAAAUAGUUGAAUCAGUUAACAACACACCAGCAAUGUGUGUUCCUAUUUCUCCACAUCCUUACCAUUAGAUUAUUUUUACUAAUAUGAAUUUAAAGUGGAAUAUAAUCCCAACUGUUUUUUAUCUUCUUAUGUUUAUUAUUGAAAGCUGUUUCAGUCUUGUAUAUAUAUUACAGAGGUAAUAUAUGCCCUAUUUAAUGGGAACUUAGAGUAUUUCAGCUUGAUUAUUAUUUUUAUGGGGUGGCCUUUACCCUAGCCAUUAUUCUAACACUAAAACCUAUGGGAAAAUAUAGUUUAUAAUAACUGAUUUGCAAAUGAGCUAUUAUACAAACAUUUUUGUAUUCAUAAACUGGAGACUUCCUACAAUAAGCUAGUUUCCCCCUCUCCUCAGUCUAAAUUUUACUAAAAAUAGCAAACCAUUUUGUGCUGUUUGUAAAUAAGCAUGGCUUAAGAGGUUUAUCUCCCAAAGUUAUCAGUAAGAUGCUAAAGGUAGAAACUUGCAAGCUGAAUUUAGGGAACUUUUUAAUUGAAGUGUAAAUACACACAGAAAAGUGCACACCAUCUUGUCACUACCCACCCAUGGGUGAACACUGUCCUGACUUAAAACAGCAUAGGUCAGUUCUGCAUAUUUUUUAACUUUAUAACAGUGGAGUCAUGCAGCAUGUACUCUUGUGUCUAGUGUCUGUUACUUAGCAUUGUAUUUGUGAGAUUCAUCCAUGCUGUUGCAUGACAUAACAGCAUUUUAAUUCUCACUGCUGUGUGGUAGGUAUUCCAUUGUUUGCCUCAACCACACCAGAGAUAUUUUGGGUUAUGAGUAAAUCCUAAAAAUUAGUAAGUAACUGUAAUAUAUUAAAUCUCAGUUGGUACUUGGUAAACAUAUAUCAAAAAUUUUUACCACUAUCAAGCAGUUACACCAAAUUUUUUCUCCAGUGGCAGAAUGUAUACUGUAUUCGAAAGAAGAGAUGGAAGUACAGAAUCUAGUUACAAAAUACACUGGCACUAUUUUUAUUGGUAUUUUAUGGUUAUCUUAAUGGCUUCUUCAAUUCAUUCAGCUCUUCAUUUAUUAAUUCAAAAAGUAAGGAGUGCCUGUGGUAUCCUGGAUGUGGAGGAUAGAUACAGUUGGAAAAAAGUUGGGCAAGGCACCUAGAUCAGAAAUGCUUUUGACUUCAAAUAACAGAACAUCAACUAUGAGUGACUUAAGCAGUAAAGUUUAAUUGUCCUACAAGUCUGGAGGUGCAGAUCGUUCCAGGAGGUGCAACCCUCUUCUGCUCUGCUAUCCUAAUAAUGUUGACUUUUCAUCCCGGGCUUAUUACCUCAUGGUCACAAUGAGGUGGCUGCCACUCCAAGGAUCACAUGCUCAUAGCAGCAGCCUAAACAAGGAGAAUGGAGGGGUCCGCUUGCUAGCAGAGAAAAUAAGGAAAACUUUGUCCUGAUAAAACUUUUUAUCAAGGGAAAAAAAUCUUCCCUGGAAUCUUCACACGUUCCCAUCCCUAGACCACUUACUGGUAAAGAGGUAUGGAGUGAUCAUUAUUAUCAUCUUAGAUCAGUGAUUAUCAACUGUUAAAGACACUGGGGGUCUUUCUUACAGAAGAAUUCCAAAUAAUUAAUGUAGAUACUGUCCAGUUCAUGUAGAGCUUAGUCCUCUGCCAUGAGUGUGGGCUGCAUUUAGUGACUUACUUCCAAAGAAUAAAUUUGGACAGGGUGAAAAAGUAACUAUAUAUUGGAGAAACCUGGAAAAUACUGCCUUAGCUGCUCAUCAGGAUUAACAUUACAAGUCAUGUUGAGAUCAUGUACCCCUAAAAAGAUGUGGGAAGUGUUCCUCACCACUGUGGCUUUCUUCCUAAAAAACUAUAAUAACCCCAGUCUUAACAUGAGAAAAGCAUCAGACAAAAAUUGAAGGUAUUUUCCUCAAAAUUGUCAGUAAUGAAUAGGCAAGACUGAAAAUUUUACAGACCAGAAGAGAUUAAGGAGACAUGACAACUAAAUGUGAAGCAGUCUUCCAGAGAUCUGGAAACAGGAAAGGGACAUUAGGUAAAAAUUAAGAAAAUCUGUAUAAUGUGCAGUUCAUUUAAUGGACCAGCCUUGGUUUUUCAGUUGUGACAAACGUGCCAUGCUAAUGUAGGAGCAGAAGGUGGUGACCACAGUUGAGGGGCAGGUGUAGUGGACAUUUAGAGGAACCAAGAUUGGCAAAAACCUUGAAGCUGUGUCGUUGGUGUUUGAGUUUUCUACCUGUUUUUGUAUAUCCUUGAAGAUCUACAUUGUAAGUUUUUAAAUCUGAAUAUUCUGGUACAUAAUAUGCCUACAGUUUGAGUAAGUAAUAAAGUGUAGCAUAGAAGUAUGGUUAUUAGUACCAAGAAAUCUCUGUUUUAGUCUCAGUUUUGCUAUGUAAUAGUGAUUUGAAGCAAAUCACUAAACUUUUCUAAAUCUUGAUUUCUUUAUCUGUAAAAUGCAGUUAAUAACAUGAUAAUACCUCAUGAGGUCAUUUUAAGGAUUGAAUAAGCAAAUAGUGUACUUCGUUACAGAAUAUAGCACAUAAGCACUGACCAAUUUGAAAAUUUCCUCACCACCAUAUAAAUUUAGUAUCUUGUUCUAAUUAACAGAAAUACACUUUAGUUAGAUUAAGCAAAAGAGAAAUUUGUUAUCAAGGUGUGUCACAUAAAACCCAAGGAGGAGGAUGCAGCUGAACUUCACAUAUAAGCUAAACCCAGAGACCUUCCUGCCUCUGCAAGCACAUCUUCAUUCUUCCAGCCAAGAACCAGCUUUCUUUGUGGUUCAGCGUUUGGAUUCAAGAGGGAAUUUGGUUGUUGCCGGCUGUAAGGUUCCUAUCUGUCCAUUCAAGAUUCCUGCUGGACUAAGGUCUCUUGGUCCUAAUACCUGAUUUCCUAGGAAGGGCCCAUUGGCCAGCCUACUGUGGCCCAAAAAAGAGAGUUACAUUGUUCAAGCAUAACUGAAGUAACCAUGUAAAUGGACAUGGGCAGCCAACAGAAAAGGGGAAAAAAACAGUUAAAUACAAUCAGCUUUGAAAAGUAGUAUGUUCUUCAAAUUAUAUAAAAAAAAAAAAAAUUUUGUGGCCGAGAAGCUCGUGUCUGGCAAAGGAGCAUUUGCUGGCACCAGCAUUUGUGGUUGUAUCCUAGUAACUAAAGUGCUUAAACUUCAUUAAAAUGCCAACUGUUAACAGGUAUGUAAUCUAUUAGUAUCUAAAAAUGCAUUUUUUCUUUUAAGCGUUUAACCGAUACUUAAUUGUACACCUCCUAAAUGCCAGACAAUGCAUAACAGGCUCAGGAUAUAUACGACAAGACAGGUUUGAUCCUCAACACAAAGCAGAAUUCAGUUACUUGCAUGUGCCUGUGCCAAAGUGCAAACAUUCCCAAAACUUUCUUCUAAGCCUUUGAGAAAAACUGAUGUUCCAGGGAAGAUGCGCUGUGUGCAUCCUGGGAUUCCCAGCUCCUGUUCACAGGGUACUUCCCAGGAGUGUAUGUACCCUAAUUUCAGAAGCAUGCAGUCAGAUUAAGUAGAUAAAAAAUAAAAUGAAGGCCUUCAUACUGCUGUAUAUCCCUUCAGAUGUUCCUUGGGAACAUUCACUUUAUUCUGAUCCUGUUUUCAUCAGGCAGCCCUCUGACUUAGGAUUUGGUCCCCAGAAGAGAACUGGUUGUCCUCUUGUUCAGCUUUAUGCUAGAACCAUAGAAGACCUGCUUGGGUGCUGUGGGUACGUAAAAAGAAAAUUUGUAAUCUUUAAAUUUUGGAGAUUUUUGUCUAUAAAUAGAUUGAGAAAUAUCUAAUUUAUGGAGAAAGUUAAGUAGUACAGCCUCAUCCUUUUUGAAUGUAAAAUAAUCCCCAAGUGAAAUGGAUUAGCUUUUCAUACCCUGUUUUAUUCCUUUUACGAUAGCUGAUAUUAUUCACCCUCAGUUUUGUGGCCGAGAAGCUCGUGUCUGGCAAAGGAGCAUUUGCUGGCACCAGCAUUUGUGGUGGUAUCCUAGUAGCUAAAGUGCUUAAACUUCAUUAAAAUGCCAACUGUUAACAGGUAUGUAAUCUAUUAGUAUCUAAAAAUACUGACAUCACUUUUCUCCAUCAAAGGCUCUUUUCCCUUCAGGGUCCGACUACUGGGUUAAGUCUAAUACAGAUUACCAGAGUGAUUAACAUUUCACUGAAAUGCUUUUGACUCAGACCAGUGAAUUUGAAUGUAUAUAUCUAUGCAAAGAAAAUAGCAUGGAAUUAUAAACAAAACCAAAAUUCCACCUUGGGGGAGAGUACAGGUUGUUUAUUUUUAUCUAUUUCCUGUAAUUAACAUGACUAGUGUAAUAGAGAAAUAGUAAAAGUUAAAAUAUUUUAAUGAAGCAGGGAUUGACCAUGUGAAUAGGUUGUAUUAUGUAUGUGUAACAUGUAUUUGUCUUCCAACAUUUAAAUGGAAUAAAACUGAAUAGUUUACCUUUCAAAGGUAAAAAGUCA
Messenger RNA from Manis javanica (Malayan pangolin), 8086 nucleotides. RefSeq names its product general transcription factor IIH subunit 5 (gene GTF2H5). Gene Ontology annotation, cellular component: transcription factor TFIIH core complex; transcription factor TFIIH holo complex. The record is from RefSeq and is a predicted model, not a curated record. Gene Ontology annotation, biological process: nucleotide-excision repair, preincision complex assembly; transcription initiation at RNA polymerase II promoter; nucleotide-excision repair. Lineage: Eukaryota; Metazoa; Chordata; Mammalia; Pholidota; Manidae.